AUGCCAUCAACCAAUCUCCUCUACCACCUCCUCCUCGCGGUCCUCAUCCCCAUCACAACCGCCUUCCCCAUCCCCCUCCUCCACCCCCGCCAAUCCGUCGCAACCCUCUGCUCCGAAACCGGCUACUGGUCCGGCUCCGGCUACGAAGUCAACAACAACAACUGGGGCGCCUCCAGCGCAACCUCCGGGUCCCAAUGCACCUACGUCGAUUCCGCAUCAUCCUCCGGCGUCGCCUGGCACACGACUUGGACGUGGGAGGGCGGUGAGACGGAUGUGAAGAGUUUUGCGUAUUCCGGGUUGCAGGUGGAGAGGGGACACACGAUCGCGGCGAUUGGGGGUUUGGAGACGGAGGUGAAGUGGGCGUAUAAUACGACGGAGGGGGUCAGGGCGAAUGUGGCGUAUGAUUUUUUUACGGAUGAGGAUCCGGAACGGGAGACGACGGGGGGGGAUUAUGAGUUGAUGCUUUGGCUCGCGAAAUACGGCGACAUCCAACCCAUCGGCUCGACUGAUGCCAGCGCGACACUAGCCGGACACGACUGGGAUUACUACGUCGGCAACAAGAGCGACGGCAUGCGUGUGUACAGCUUCGUGGCGAUUAGCCAAAUUGACAGUUUCAGCGGCGACAUCAAGGAAUUUUUCGAUUAUGUCACGGAUCAUGACGGAUUUCCGGCUGAGACUCAGAACUUGAUUGUUUUUGACUUCGGCUCAGAGGCCUUUACGGGUGGCCCGACUGAGCUCACCGUUUCAAGUUUUACGGCAAGCAUGGAUACCUGA
Messenger RNA from Dichotomopilus funicola, 774 nucleotides. Its product is annotated as concanavalin A-like lectin/glucanase domain-containing protein. The record is from RefSeq and is a predicted model, not a curated record. Gene Ontology annotation, biological process: polysaccharide catabolic process. Lineage: Eukaryota; Fungi; Ascomycota; Sordariomycetes; Sordariales; Chaetomiaceae. The transcript is spliced from 3 exons. Gene Ontology annotation, molecular function: cellulase activity. The coding region runs from base 1 to 774 and encodes 257 amino acids.